Messenger RNA from Dinoponera quadriceps, 1268 nucleotides. Its product is annotated as splicing factor U2af 38 kDa subunit-like. Gene Ontology annotation, molecular function: pre-mRNA 3'-splice site binding; metal ion binding. Gene Ontology annotation, cellular component: spliceosomal complex; U2AF complex. NCBI's taxonomy places the organism in Eukaryota, Metazoa, Arthropoda, Insecta, Hymenoptera, Formicidae. The coding region runs from base 122 to 844 and encodes 240 amino acids. Gene Ontology annotation, biological process: mRNA splicing, via spliceosome. The transcript has 5 exons. The record is from RefSeq and is a predicted model, not a curated record.
UUCUCUUGUGGUUUUCCCUAACGUACGUUUCGUGUCCGGCAAUGCUUCGUUGAGUCUUACGUUAAACGUAGAAAGAGUUUGCUUUUUCGCUUGUGAGAUCCAUUCGAGCGACUUUCUCACAAUGGCAGAGUAUCUAGCAUCAAUUUUUGGAACUGAAAAGGAUAAAGUAAAUUGCUCGUUUUACUUCAAAAUAGGAGCCUGUCGACAUGGAGAUCGAUGUUCACGUAUCCACAACAAGCCAACUUUCAGCCAGACAUGUCUUCUGCAGAAUCUCUAUGUAAACCCUCAGAAUUCUGCCAAAAGCGCAGACGGAUCUCACUUGGUCGCGAAUGUAACGGACGAGGAAAUGCAAGAGCAUUACGAUAAUUUUUUCGAGGACGUUUUCAUUGAAUGCGAGGAUAAAUACGGUGAAAUUGAAGAGAUGAACGUGUGCGACAAUCUCGGCGAUCAUCUGGUUGGGAACGUUUACAUUAAGUUUCGCAGGGAGGAGGAUGCGGAAAGAGCUGUCAACGAGUUGAAUAAUCGUUGGUUCGGCGGCAGGCCGGUCUACGCUGAACUCUCGCCCGUUACGGACUUUCGCGAGGCUUGCUGCCGUCAAUACGAAAUGGGCGAGUGCACCCGUUCUGGAUUUUGUAACUUCAUGCAUCUGAAGCCCAUCUCCCGGGAGCUUCGUCGGUACUUGUACAGCCGGAAGAAGAGCAAGGGUCGAUCCAGGUCGAGAUCGAAAUCACGAGGCCGCGAUCGCAGGAGGAGAUCUAGAUCUCGAGAUAGGAGGUCCAGGUCUAAGGAUCGUCGCAAGGGAAGAGACGACAAAGGCAGAGAUGGCCGGUCUGGUCGUUAUUAAUGAUAUUUCACGUGUGUAUUCGCUGUUUAUCCGUUUUUCGUGUUUCAAUUUCGUUUGGUAUACUACAUAUAACUACAUUUCACGCCACGCCACGCCCCAUCAAUACUUUCUUUAUUAUUAAUCACUUAGCAAGUGAAAAACUUAUAAAAAGUUUUACGUUUUUACGUUUAUUGUAGAACGUUCAAUAAGUUCCUUCAAAUUUCCUUGUAUUCAUUUAGUAUUAAAUUGCUGUGGUAUAUUGAUAUGGGUUAUGUAGGUUUGGUACCAUUGUUUCAUUGAAAAUAUCGGUUAUAAUUUUGCAGUAAUAUGUUAUAAUUAUUCUCCACAUAUAUGUAUUAUUUGACAUAAACUGUCUCAUUGGUGGAAAAUAAUGAAAUAUGAUUCAUGUAUUUUUAGUUUUUAUAUUAAAGUGUUGUUGAGAAUA